Ziziphus jujuba (common jujube) is the source of this 1549-nucleotide messenger RNA. RefSeq names its product protein DNA-DAMAGE INDUCIBLE 1. Gene Ontology annotation, molecular function: aspartic-type endopeptidase activity; protein binding. The coding region runs from base 140 to 1369 and encodes 409 amino acids. Gene Ontology annotation, biological process: proteolysis. The transcript has 16 exons. The record is from RefSeq and is a predicted model, not a curated record. Lineage: Eukaryota; Viridiplantae; Streptophyta; Magnoliopsida; Rosales; Rhamnaceae.
AGAGAGAGAGUAGUAAACAAAGCUUUAGUAGCAUUAGAAUUAUCACUUUUCUUUAUAUUAAAGUUGGUAAGUGGGAGUGAAGGAACAAAGAAAAAACGAAAAGAAAAAAGCUUCAAACUUUCACUCCCAGAAAGAGAAGAUGAAGAUCACUGUGAUGACUGCAGACGAACAGAUCCUCUCCCUAGACGUUGAUCCUCAUGAAACUGUUGAAAACGUAAAGGCUCUGCUUGAAGUAGAGACCCGUGUACCUCUGCAACAGCAGCAGCUGCUAUUCAAUGGGAAGGAGAUGAGAAAUUUUGAGAAACUGAGUGCUCUUGGUGUAAAAGAUGAAGAUUUGGUGAUGAUGGUAUCUAAUGCCGCAUCUAGUGCUUCUUCGAAUGAUCUGAGCUUCAAUCAGGAUGGUUCUGCAGUAGACCCUGGGGCGUUCCAGCAGCAAAUUAGGAAUGAUUCUAAUUUAAUGGGACAGCUGUUUCAGAGUGAUCCUGAAUUAGCACAAGCUGUUCUUGGGAGCGAUCUGAAUAAAUUGCAGGACAUUUUACGGGAGCGUAAUAAACAAAGAUCUGAAUAUAAACGUCAACAAGAAGAGGAGCUUGCCCUUCUGUAUGCUGAUCCCUUUGAUGUUGAAGCACAAAAGAAGAUUGAAGCAGCUAUACGUCAGAAAGGUAUUGAUGAAAACUGGGCAGCAGCCCUGGAACAUAAUCCAGAAGCUUUUGCCAGGGUGGUUAUGUUGUAUGUUGACAUGGAGGUCAAUGGUGUUCCUUUGAAGGCAUUUGUUGAUAGUGGAGCUCAGUCAACAAUCAUAUCAAAAAGCUGUGCUGAGCGUUGUGGAUUGCUAAGGCUUUUAGAUCAACGUUACAAGGGCGUUGCUCAUGGGGUUGGUCAGUCAGAGAUAUUAGGUCGAAUACAUGUAGCUCCAAUCAAGAUUGGGAAUAUAUUUUACCCUUGCUCAUUCUUGGUACUGGAUGCUCCCAAUAUGGAAUUUCUCUUUGGUCUGGAUAUGCUCCGUAAGCAUCAGUGUAUCAUAGAUUUAAGAGAGAAUGUUCUCAGAGUUGGUGGAGGAGAAGUUUCUGUCCCAUUUUUGCAAGAAAAAGACAUACCUUCUCAUUUUCUUGAUGAACAAAGGCACUCCAAGCAAGCAUCUGGUUCUGGAGAUGUGUUGACAUCUGGAACAACAGGUAAAAGCAAAACCGUAUCAACAGGAGGCCAGUCUUCUGGAAAUGCUCGCGGUGACACAGCUCAGGGGAAUGAUUUUGAAGCCAAAGUUGCAAAGCUUGUUGAGCUAGGGUUCGGAAGAGAGGCGGUCAUACAAGCUCUUAAAUUAUUUAAUGGCAACGAAGAACAGGCAGCUGGAUUUCUUUUUGGGGGUUGAAUCGGACAUGUACUUCAAUUGAUUUAUUGGGCGAAUAAUGAUUUAUUGGAAAAAUUCAAUUAUAAAAAAAAAAUUUUAGUUCAGAAAUUGUAUAUUAGGUAGCUCAUUUCAUUUAAGCUAUCUAUACCAGCGAAAAGUGUUGCAAUUCAAAUGAAAACUUGAACCAUUUGAUGUUCUAAA